Molecule: messenger RNA, 654 nt
Organism: Panonychus citri (citrus red mite)
Lineage: Eukaryota; Metazoa; Arthropoda; Arachnida; Trombidiformes; Tetranychidae
Product: phytanoyl-CoA dioxygenase domain-containing protein 1-like
Exons: 2
Coding region: 1-654 (217 amino acids)
Source: RefSeq, a predicted model, not a curated record
AUGAAUGGCGAUAAAGCGGGUUUCUUUUUCGAGGAAAAAGCUUUCAAUGAAAAGGGUGAGCUCAUUUUACCUCGCAGUCAAUGUUUACAGAAACUUGGUCAUGGUCUUCACGUUGAAAACGAUAAGUUUAUCAAAGUGACCUUUAAUGAUCGGGUUAAAAGCAUCUUAAAGACCAUUAAGUUUGUUGAUGCAGCCGUUUGUCAGAGUAUCCUUGUUUUUAAAAAUCCUCGAACUGGUUCAGAAGUGUCUCCCCAUAAAGAUGCUGAAUUUUUAUACACCGAACCAGUUGAUAGACUCUGCGCUAUUUGGGUCGCAUUGACCGAUGUGACCACAGAAAACGGAUGUCUUGAGGUUAUUCCAGGUUCUCAUGUAGAUCCACCCCGACGUCGAUUUAUCCGAUCAGUUGAUGAAAACGGAGUCAAGGCAGCUUUCGAUAAUCCACCAGGAUCAUAUGACGAUUCCGCUUUCGUCCCAGUUCCCGUUCCUCGAGGGUCAUGUUUAGUCUUCGAUGGUUCAUUGGUCCAUCGGAGUAAACCGAACACCUCAGAUAAACCGAGACCCGCUUACGUUGUUCAUUUCAUUGAUGAAGCCGAAAACAAAUGGUCUGAUAAAUGUUGGCUUCAGCUUUCGAAGCCUUUUCCCAGAGUUUAUUAA